AAAACAUUGUUUCCAAGUCAGUUAAUAACAAACGUUAGCAAACAGCAGUGAGGAGGUGUGUCAGUGUCAGUGUGACGCAGAGCUGUCGAUGAUACAAAAACAGGUGGAAACAGAUGCAGUUUGCUGGGCUGAAUCCUGAAAAGCUGCCAAAAUGUCUGAAGGCCAGUUUGAAUCGCUGGAGACAACUCUGGAGACUUACAUUCCAAAAGCUGAGCUGAAAGAGGUCAAACGCAUCUUAUUUGGCAAGGACACCAAGAUGCUGGACCUCCCAUCAGGUGCUGUGGAGGCUGCACGGCACGGUGACUUUGAACUGAAAGGCUACAGCUUUCAGGCCACGGAGGAACAGCUGAGGCUGCCCAGAAGGAUCCGAGUGGGAAUUGUGCAGCAUCACAUUGUUCUUCCCACAGACGCACCCAUUAUGGACCAGGUCAAUGCUCUGCACAACCGGGUCGGUCAAAUAGUGGAAGUAGCGGCCACGUGUGGCGUGAACAUUAUCUGCUUUCAGGAAACGUGGACCAUGCCGUUUGCGUUCUGCACCCGUGAGAAAGAACCGUGGACGGAAUUUGCAGAGUCUGCCGAGAAUGGAAAUACCACACGCUUCUGCCAGGAGUUGGCCAAAAAGUACAAUAUGGUGAUUAUCUCUCCAAUUUUGGAGCGGGACGAGAUGCACGACAGUCUGUGGAACACGGCAGUGGUGAUCUCCAACUCUGGAAAUGUGCUGGGGAAGAGCAGGAAGAAUCAUAUUCCCAGAAUUGGAGACUUUAACGAGUCGACAUAUUAUAUGGAAGGUGACACUGGCCACACAGUAUUCCAGACACAAUUUGGGAAGAUAGCAGUCAAUAUCUGCUAUGGACGCCAUCACCCCCUUAACUGGUUCAUGUACAGUAUGAAUGGAGCGGAGAUCAUCUUUAACCCUUCUGCUACUGUUGGUGCCCUAAGUGAGCCUAUGUGGCCUAUAGAGGCCAGGAAUGCAGCCAUAGCGAACCACUGUUUCACCUGUGCAAUAAAUCGAGUUGGGACAGAGCAUUUCAAAAGUGAAUUUACAUCUGGUGAUGGACAAAAAGCUCACCAUGACUUUGGCCACUUCUACGGAUCCAGUUAUGUGGCUGCUCCUGAUGGAAGUCGCACCCCAGGGCUCUCCAGGACUCGUGAUGGACUCCUGGUGGUAGAAAUGGACCUCAACCUGAACCGCCAAAUCAGUGACAAAUGGAGUUUCAAGAUAACUGGGCGGUACCCUGAGUAUGCUGAGGACCUUACCAAUGCUGUCAGACAUGACUUCAAGCCCCAAAUAGUGAAGGAAUAGAUACAAGCAAAAACUGAACCUCUACAGAUGAAGUUCUUAACUAGUCUCACUUUAGCACCCACAUUUCCCCAUGGUCAUAAAUUUAAUGAGUCAAACCAAGCAUAUAAGAAACAGAUACUUUAAAAACGUCAUUAGUUAUUACACAUUCUUGCAUGUGUAAUGAGCAUUUUCAAAGGACAUUAAGAAACUGAGGAAGACCAGCGUAUUUCUGACUCGUCAAAAUAUAUUUUUGCAAAUUAAAAGACACAUCUGGUAUCUGAUGCACAUGAAAUAUUUUACUGUUCGCAACCAGGUCCUGACGAAUCACUCCUCUACAGUAUGACACACGUUCAGGCAAUCAGUAUUUAAUUGAUGAACUGGAAAAGCCCGUUUUUGCAUCUUCUCUUCACAAAAUAAAAUUACAUUUUAUAAUGCAAAUGUGAGCUAUACAGUAUUCAUGCAGAUGAGAAUUACAAGAAUGAGGUUUAAGGUCCAAAUGCUUUAAUUACAGCAUUAAAAAAAUCCAAACAGA
Phyllopteryx taeniolatus (common seadragon) is the source of this 1814-nucleotide messenger RNA. RefSeq names its product ureidopropionase, beta (gene upb1). Lineage: Eukaryota; Metazoa; Chordata; Actinopteri; Syngnathiformes; Syngnathidae. The record is from RefSeq and is a predicted model, not a curated record. Bases 152 to 1303 code for a protein of 383 amino acids. The transcript has 10 exons. Gene Ontology annotation, molecular function: beta-ureidopropionase activity.